Messenger RNA from Perca fluviatilis (European perch), 5459 nucleotides. It is a transcript of the gene mepcea, whose product is annotated as methylphosphate capping enzyme a. Gene Ontology annotation, molecular function: snRNA binding; RNA methyltransferase activity; O-methyltransferase activity. Gene Ontology annotation, biological process: snRNA modification. Bases 670 to 2919 code for a protein of 749 amino acids. The transcript has 6 exons. Lineage: Eukaryota; Metazoa; Chordata; Actinopteri; Perciformes; Percidae. The record is from RefSeq and is a predicted model, not a curated record.
AUUUCCGCCCCUGUCAUCUUGGACAGUUUGGAGCCCGGAUGCGCCGCCAUGCCGACUCUAUCAGCGAAUGGAAUAAUUUAUUCACCAACCUGCCUGCCACUGGGCGACUAGAGUUCACUGAAGAAGUCGACAAGACAGUUUGGAGGGCAGAGGAGCCCCUAACUGCGGGAUGACUAGUACGGGAUACCCGCGCUGUGUUUACUUGUUUUUUUGCGUUGCUUGCCACCGUUGUAUUGAUGUAGCUAGGAACACUUGAGUGCUAGCUACGCUAACGUUAGCUCGAGUCGAGAGAGUGCGCGGUAGUGACAGUCCGGCCGGAGGCGGGGAGAACUGUGAGGUGAUACUGUUAGUUUGAUGGUGACUACACUAAACUGUUGACUGUAUGCGUAGAGAUAGGCAUCUGGUAGAUAGUAUCACUUUUAUCAAUCACGAUUUUAGGGGGGUUCAGGCAGCAGCACAUCGAGCUGGGUAGUUGACUGUUUGUCUAGUAUCGGCUUUUUGGCCGGAGUGGAGCUGAACGUUUAGUCGACGUUUCAGUCUUCUGGCCCGCAAUAGAGAAGCUAAGAGCUAGCUUGCUAACUAGAUAACUGUCCAACACAGGGAGGACUCCUAAACUUUUCAGAUCCAGAAUAAUUUCCAUGUCUGCAUCAGUCCUGACAACCAGAAGUGAUGUCUGUUGAUGAGGAUACUGUAAAAACUGGCAGUCCACAGGCCAGCUCAACUUCAUCUCUGCAGCUAUCAGAAUGUACUGGAGGAUACAGCAAUAUAACUGUGAUGGUGGAGGGUACUGCUGCCACCCCUGAUUUUGCAGCUGCUUGUCCUGUCUCAGGCCCUGAAGCCUCUCCAAAACACAUCAGCGCGACUGAUGCGCUUACCCAUUCAGAUGAUGCUGGACAGGGAGCCAGAGGGAACGAGAAUAACAUCAAUCGCAGGAACAGCUUUCAUCAUUCCAAACAACAGCAACAAACAAAACUAACAAAGCGCCGCUACACAGCAACCGCUAGUUUCAAGCAUCCGACAUCUGGCAAGAGGAGACGAAGGGCCAACUCUGAGAGUGACUCCGUCCUGCCUACCAACUUCCUCCUGGGUGGGAACAUUUUUGACCCACUGAAUCUCAACAGCCUGUUGGAUGAGGAGGUCAACAGGGCACUCAAUGCAGAGACGCCCAAAUCCUCCCCGCUGCCAGCGAAGAGUCGGGACCCUGUGGAAAUCCUCAUUCCCAGAGAUAUCACAGAUCCACUGAACCUGAACAGCGGGAUAGCAGGCAGCAGCUUUUUGGUGUCCCCCUUCAAAAGUGGUGGCAGGAAGAGACACCGCAACAGACACCAUGGAGGAGGAGGAGGUGGGGCUGGAGGAGGAGGUGGGGCUGGAGGAGGAAGUGGGGCUGGAGGAGGAGGAGGAGGAGGAGGAGGAGGAGGAGGAGGAGGAGGUGGGAUUUCAACCACACAGAUCAACCUCUCAGAAUCAGGAAAAAGUGAGGUUAAAACUGGCACCUCCACACUGCUUCCAGGUAUGUUAGCUUCAUGUUCUGCACUAGAUGUCUCCAAAGAGUCCAACAGUUUCUCCAGUGUCGCAGGGGAUUCCCAUGAGCACUCAGCUGACAAUUCAGCCAGCUGCAAGGAGGAGAUGACAUCUGUUUCUAUCGAGGAUUCCACUUCCUCCACAUCGGGGGCACCAAACCAGCACACAAGCAGACGCAAGCGUAGGCGCAACUCUGGCAAAAUGGAAGCCCCUGUGACCCAUUCUACGCCAAUUGGAAAGUCAGUAUCUGUAGACAGGAGUUGUGGUACAUCAAGAAAUUCCCAGUCCUUCCACACACCAAGGAGUGGUCCCAAAACAGGGCCAGGAGGUCGACAGCACCAGCAGCCCCACACCCAGGCGAAGGAGCAACAGAAGAAGUUCCAGUAUGGGAACUACAACAAGUAUUAUGGCUACCGCAACCCAGGCGCUAGUGAAGACGCACGGGUACGUGUGCUUCGUCCCGAAUGGUUUGAAGGUAAAGACGUUCUGGAUUUGGGGUGCAACUCAGGCCACCUAACACUCUAUAUUGCCAAAAUGCUAAGACCUGCCCGCAUAUUGGGCCUGGAUAUUGACAGUGGUCUGGUACAUGCAGCUCGUAAGAACAUCAGACAUUAUCUGUCUGAACUGCAGACCCAAGAGGCUAGGCAUGCGAUGCAGGAGAAAAAGAGCACUAAGCAGGCAAGGAAUGGAAAUGAGAGUCUCACAGGCACAGACAAGAAGCACAAUGAAGCCGAGAGCAGGGAUGAAAACGGUAAACCUGUGAAAGGAGAAAGUGGCCCUGCAGAGGCUGCAAAUGACAAUGACUCCUGUCACACAGAUGAGGCGGGGACCCAGAGACAGAGCGACAAAACAGAGGAAAUGGAGCAGGAAGCGUGUGAUUCACCCCCUGUUGAUCACUCUGUGAGCUGCUCUUUUCCCGUGUCCCUACGGAUCUCCAGGGGGCCCAUUGCUGCACCUCCACUAACAGAAACAUCCACCACACGGCCCGGAGAGUUCCCCUCAAAUGUGUCCUUCAUCAAGGCCAAUUAUGUACUGGAGAACGAUAAUCUUCUUUUGACUCAGCGUCCAGAGUACGACGUGAUCCUGUGCCUGAGCGUUACCAAAUGGGUUCACCUGAACUGGGGAGACAGUGGCCUCAUGCGGCUCUUCAAGAGAGUCUACAAACAUCUCCGUCCUGGAGGCAUGUUCAUUCUGGAGCCACAGCCCUGGGAGUCCUAUGUGAGGAGGAAGAAGCUGACGGAUAAUAUUAGCAGGAACUUUCACAGCAUCCGCCUCAAACCUGACCAGUUUUCAUCGUACCUUACAACAGAGGUGGGCUUCACAAGUUCGGAGUACCUUGGGGCCCCAAAGUGUUCAAUAAGAGGUUUUCAGAGGCCAAUCUACUUAUUUCACAAAUGACCGCUCCUGCCUUGAAGAUCACUGAAUGUGAGUAGCCUAAGCCACCACCAUACAUAGAAGCCAGCCAGCUGCCCUGGACUGCAAGGAAUCAUCUUUGUCCUUAACAGUUACUCCAGCUUUUCAGAUGCUGAAGAUGAAAUUCAGAAAUGAGAAUCGGACCAAAGUGGAAUCAAUUUCGUAAAGAUGAGAUGUGUCGAGAAGAGGUAUCUAUCAGAAUCCUCUGUGACUACAAAUUCUUAAAGAGUAUGGAGUGAACUUGGAUCAGACUCCACAGUGUUUAACCUGGACAUCAUAGCUGGGCCAGACUGUAGAAGAGGUGCUUAGCUGAUUCUUUCCUUGGACCAUCCUAGUGCUAAUGAUGCUCCAGUUUGAUGCAAGGCCAUAACGUGUUUGAAAAUCUUUGGCCAUAUAUCUUUACUUUCAAAACUUUGUUUUCAUAACUGUUCUGUGCCACCGCAUCAACAUAAAGUUUACAUAUUAGGGUUGGGCAAUAGGGCAGACUUUUUCCAAUUGGCCAGCAUAUCCACGUUAAGUGGUGAUUGAUGGUGUGUUCACUACAUUAGCUCCAUGUGACCAACUGUGUGUCGCACUUGCAAAACAGCAGUACACCACUGGAUUCCAAAGCCAUUACACGGAUCAUACUGAUCAUGAUGUCUUUUAAAAAGCCACACUGGAGUGCAGGUGAUGUGCUUUAUGCUGUGUAGGACACUAUGCAGGUUAUGAAUGAAGCCUCAUAUUGCCAGCUCCAUUACAAUUACUGAUGACAUAGAAAUUGUGCUCUUUGUGGUUACAUAUCUGCAUCAUUUUUGAAGCCUUGAAUCCCGUUGUGGUGGACGUAUAAACGCAAAUAUUUUGGUGAAUUUGAAACAGCCAAACAAAUUACAUCAGCCAUAGAUUGUGUAUAGCUGAUAUAUCUGUCCCAUUUUCCAACCCUAAUAUAUAGUUUGUUUUGUCAUUUUUUUUUGCAAAAUAGGCCUUAGAGCUGAUUUAACUUUAAUAUGUUACAGAGCUGUGAAAAUGUUGUAAGUCCACAUUUUGCCAUGGACAGUAUGAAAAGCUCCUAAAUUGCACAAACCUAAGACGCUAUGAAGUGAAAAGUGGCUUGUCUGAGUGAUAAAGACAAUAAUGCACGAUGAGAAAGGUGCACUGAAAACAGCCAAAAACAUACAAAACAGAACAGCCAUCCAGUAAACUGCCUAAACUAAACUACAACUAGUGAAAGCUUACCCAGUGCCCAGCCAGCAUGUUUUCAAGGUCUCUUGUCUUUUUUUUUUUUUUUUCUUUUAACAGUCAGUUCCUUAAAAACUGUCAUGAUGAAUGUCAUCAAAUAUUAGAUCGGUUGUUAUGACAUGGGAAAGUACAUAGUUUACUCAGGCCUACUAGCACUGGGAAGAGUACUUUAUAUGGUACCUCAAACCUGACCUCAGCUAAAAUGGAAAAAAUGGAAAAAUCAGAUAUCUACAUUUUCAAGAAAACAGUUUUGGCUUUUUGAAUGUAAACCUUCAGGCCUGUGUAAUUUUACUUGAGAGUUUGGACUGUUUAGGAAGCAACAAAUCACUUCUUGGGUUUUUUAAGCCUUUUCAAUGCUCCAUCCUAAUGGUAGGGGGCACAUUUAAGCUGUGCUGACACCCAGGUGUUGGCUCAGCUCAAUAAUUUAGCACAGAAACCACAAGGACUGUUUAGUAAGGUAAAUCUGUAGCAUGCAGUGAUCAAAUGUAUAUUUUUUAAUGACAGUUAAGCCAUAGCCCUACCUUUUUAUAUGUUGUUUACAAUGUCUACAAUGAGGCAGAGGGCUGUCAUUAGAGAGUUGCUACAGCGUCUUCAGUGAUGUAUAAAUCCGAAACAUGCAUUGUUUUGUGUGGUCUGAUCUUCACCACUGGACAGGCAUUAAUUCAAACAGCAUCAGAAUCACUUUCGAGCUCCUGAGUUGAAAUCAACUUCUGUAAGACGGAACAAAAAUUUACAUUUGUAGAAAAUGGAUUGUUAGUAAAAUUUCCAUAUGACUUUUUACCAUUUGAAAUAUUAAUAGGCUGUUUGUAUUGAAGCUCUGCCGAACUAUUUUAUGGGUAGUUAGUCUUUGUGACUAUAUCUUUACUGGUGUGCGCACUGAGCAUCGCUCAUCUACAACCUUUCAUUGUAAGUGGCUGGGACUAAAAAGCUUCCUUUUUUGUGACUGGUUCAAUUACAGCAUUUGGCAUACUAGAGUAGGAGAUGAUGGAGAAGGAUGGAUGAUAGUUUUCUAUUUUAGUAAGUGAUCAAUGUAAAUAAGUUUGCAAAUUUUGUUUUACUGUUGUCAAUAUUAAGUUCAUAACUGCUUUUGUCAUUUUCCAGUUUUUUUUUUUUUGGUGUGUUUUCAAAUGUUCUCUGCCAAUUUGUGAGUGAGUCAGAGUUUUUGUCCUAAAACAAACUGCUAAUCCAGCUCUGUAACAACAAAUGAAUAUGUACAUUGCAAUGUUCUGAUGUGUUUGCUUUGUUCUGUCCUGGCAGGCACAUGGAUUGUUAGAUUGGCUCUUUAUUUUUUUAUAAACCAUUUGAAAGGA